AUGUCACCAGAGUAUGCAAUCCGGAGAACCAUGACAGCGAAAGCCGAUGUCUACAGUUUUGGGAUCCUUCUCCUUGAAAUCGUUAGUGGGAGAAAUAAUGCUGAGUACAGAGAAAAGGAAGAAACUGUUGUUCUUCUAGAUACGGCCGCUAAUUUACGUGCGCGGGGAACGCUAGGAGACUUGGUUGACUCAAGGUUGGGCCGUAAUUAUGACGGGAACCAAACGAACAUUGUUCUGAAUUUGGCAAUGAUGUGCACCGACCAAUCACCUUCUCUCAGGCCUACAAUGUCUCAAGUUGUGGCUAACAGCCUUUCCCUCAUCAACAACCGCCUUCAGCAUUUCCUUCCUUCAGCAGCCCACAGGCGGCUCCCCCUCACAGAUCGUCUCCUCAGACCCACGGUCUCCCUCACCGGCCAGCAGCAGUCCUUCUUCCUCCACCAGCAGACCCCACGGACGACAGCAACAAGGCCAACCACCGCUGCCACCAACAGGAGCGAAGACCACCGACGCGCCACCAACCCCGACAGCUUCUCUUCCGAUCUUCAACCAUCCAGAUGGCAACAAGCAACGGCGGCGUUGGCCCCAGAUGAAGAAGGGAAGAGUGAUUGGGAGAUGCACCGCCGGUACGGACGGGAAGAGAAGAAGGAGACGAUCCCGAUCCAGCAGCUUGCUGGUCUUCGCCGGCGGCGGCGCGUGGGUCAACGCGCAGCCGCUUGUUCAGACGGCACCAAGGCUAACAGCCUUUCCCUCAUCAACAACCGCCUUCAGCAUUUCCUUCCUUCAGCAGCCCACAGGCGGCUCCCCCUCACAGAUCGUCUCCUCAGACCCACGGUCUCCCUCACCGGCCAGCAGCAGUCCUUCUUCCUCCACCAGCAGACCCCACGGACGACAGCAACAAGGCCAACCACCGCUGCCACCAACAGGAGCGAAGACCACCGACGCGCCACCAACCCCGACAGCUUCUCUUCCGAUCUUCAACCAUCCAGAUGGCAACAAGCAACGGCGGCGUUGGCCCCAGAUGAAGAAGGGAAGAGUGAUUGGGAGAUGCACCGCCGGUACGGACGGGAAGAGAAGAAGGAGACGAUCCCGAUCCAGCAGCUUGCUGGUCUUCGCCGGCGGCGGCGCGUGGGUCAACGCGCAGCCGCUUGUUCAGACGGCACCAAGGCUGUGCAGCACUGUUCCCGAUGA
This is a messenger RNA of Populus nigra (black poplar), 1188 nucleotides long. Its product is annotated as receptor-like kinase LIP1. The transcript is spliced from 6 exons. Gene Ontology annotation, molecular function: protein kinase activity; ATP binding. The record is from RefSeq and is a predicted model, not a curated record. Lineage: Eukaryota; Viridiplantae; Streptophyta; Magnoliopsida; Malpighiales; Salicaceae. Gene Ontology annotation, biological process: protein phosphorylation. Bases 1 to 1188 code for a protein of 395 amino acids.